Messenger RNA from Conger conger (European conger), 2605 nucleotides. RefSeq names its product CD9 antigen-like. Gene Ontology annotation, cellular component: membrane. NCBI's taxonomy places the organism in Eukaryota, Metazoa, Chordata, Actinopteri, Anguilliformes, Congridae. Bases 264 to 998 code for a protein of 244 amino acids. The record is from RefSeq and is a predicted model, not a curated record. The transcript has 9 exons.
CUCAUUUCCCCGUCGUCUGUUAAGGCUGUGAACCAAUCAUACCACAGCAUAAGACUAGCAUAGCAUAAGGUUGUACUCCAAUUUGGCAUCCUUUCUGUAGACUGGCGAUUAAUGCGGAUGCCUUGAGCUCACAUAUCAGUCAGAUCAGAUCACGGAUCCAGUAGGCUACUUCCUGGAGGGUGAGAUCGGAAUCUUCGGUACUUUGGGUUCAAUUUGGGCCAUAGAAGAAAGCGUUGAAAGCCUGUAUCAGAAAGAUAACAGCCAUGGACGAUUGCGGUCGCUUAUCCAAAUGUUUUGUUGUCCUGUUCAACAUCGUUAUUGGCAUUGGGGGGGCAGCGAUGCUGGGGUUGGGUUUGUGGUUGAGAUUCAGCUCUGAGACUCGGGGAUUCUUCGACAUCAAUCUCAACACACAGCAGUUUGUCAUUGGAGUGACAGUGCUGAUUGUGCUGGGUAUAAUCCUGCUGCUGCUGGCUGGUGUCGGACAUUGUGGAGCCUGCAAUGGGAACAAGGCUGCCCUGACAGUGUAUUCCGCCCUGCUGGGAGUUAUGGCUGGAGUGAUGAUCGCCGCCGGGGUCCUGGCUUACAUGAACAGCAACGAGGUGGGAAAGCAGCUGGCAGAGUUCUACAUGACUAUUUACAUGCAGUACCUCAACAAAGGGGACCCGAGUCUAGUUAUCACCUUGAAGCUCUUCCACAAUCUGCUGGACUGCUGUGGGAUCGGGGGGUCUCUGGAGCCCUUAAUCCGAGACACCUGCCCCAAGAAAAGUAUAUUUGACUUCUCCACGUCUUCCUGCCCUAAGGCGAUUGCAGUACUGUUCAGUACCAAUUCCUCGCUGCUAUUGGGAUGUUUCGUUGGAGCAGCAAUUGUGAUGGUCUUCUCGUGCUUCUGCGCAUGCCUCCUCUCCGCAGCGAUCUCUCGCUCACGCCUCUAUCCUUUCCGUAACGCGUACUUGCGGCUCCCCACAACGAGCCCUGCGCAUUACGGCUCCCUGAGCUAGAGAGUGACCGUAGCAUCCCAUCGCUCUGGCCAAUGAGCUCUCAACGUACCCCGAGCUCUGUGGCCAUCGCUCUGGCCAAUGAGCUCUGAACGUACCCCCAGCCGCCCCUCUCCCUGCUCCACUCUCCUAAUUGGAAAUGGCAUUACUCUGCAAUGUAUUGUGAAUAAUGCAGACUGUUUCGAGAUGAUUAAUAUAUCCUGACAUGACGAUCUGAAGUGGCCAAGUAUGUUUUCUGAUCUCGACAGUAGGUGUUAUUUCAAUACGUUGUAGUUUAUAUUUCCCUAUGGGGGUGUGGCCUGCUUGCAUUUUCUCCAAAACUGCAUCCCAAUCUGUCCUGGGAGAGACUGUAACUUCCCCUCCUGCUCUGUAUUCUCUGCCUGGUGUGCCGUCUGCCCCUGUAACCCUUAAUCUUCUUUUUAGCGAGUUUUCGGUUUUCCCUCUCCUCUGGUGGACCCUUGUUUCUGGUAGACCCUCAUCUCUCUGCCCCCCCCCCCAACCCCUACUCAGAUCUGUACGGCGGUGUGCUCCUGCAUCUUGAACAAGCAGAUCAAGAGGUUCCACCAGCCGAUUCCCACCUACUUCUAACCAGCCUCGUUACGCAAACCAGCGGUUCAGUUCUCUUCAGACCACGAAUACUGCUGAUGCUGUCUUGUGACCCUAGCUCAGGAAAUUAGCAAUCUGUUUACGGCUCAGUUUCCCGCUUUAGUGGGGGGAAAAAAACUGAUUUUAUGUUUCUGUGGUCAGCAUGUGCAUCCUCGAUGUCUGUACCGUUGGUGGUUUAAUUUCUGGUAGUGCUGCUUCAACACAAAAGGGAACUGCCUAUCCAUAGACACACAGCUUAUGCACACUUGAAGCACACCUGUGCCUAACCCAGCACCACAAAGCCAUGUAUAUUUAGAGUCUUCAGCUUCACUUCCUGUUCCUGCCAUAGUUAUGGUAUUUCUUUAAUCCGGUUGGAAUUUGCUGGCAUUUGUAGUGUUAUUAAACAUUUUUGGAGUGCAAGCACUCUUCUUUCCACACCAUUUGUAGAAAUUUAGACGUUCUUCUGUGCAAUUUUUCAGAUGUUUUAGAGCAGUGGUCACCAACCCUUUUCACUCUAACGAAGCGCGCCUCACUCAAAAGCUAUCUUAUUGCGCUGCUAAUUAGUACAAUCAGGUGUACCAACACCUGUUGGAGUGAAAACCUUCAGGUCUGUAGAUCUCCAGGUUAUAGAGGUUAUUUCAGACAAAUAGCUGGCAGUAAAAUGCAAGGGUUGAGACCCUCAUGUUGUGAAUGUAAUCUUUCAUUAAUCCAGUAUGAUUACUAGCUUUGAUCAAAAGUGCUAAAUUCAGUUGAUUUUGAAAAGUUAAGUGCCUCAGCUCUGUUUCGUCUGUCAGAAACCACCGUAUGCGGUACAAUAUUUCAGAGGUUAGAAAUGGGAGAAAAAAUAUUUGACCAAACUGAUUUUUUACUUUGAGUUAGUGAGCUUGUUUCAUAUGACAUUGUCUUGAUUGUUGUUCUUCAGAAGCAUUUAAAUAGCUCUUUUUUUGGCUUUGCAUUUAUGUAUGCUGGUGCAGCUGUUACAAUAUAAUUUUGGUGGAGAGCAAAAUUAAAUGUUUUCCAAACAA